Messenger RNA from Eublepharis macularius, 4173 nucleotides. RefSeq names its product protein phosphatase methylesterase 1 (gene PPME1). NCBI's taxonomy places the organism in Eukaryota, Metazoa, Chordata, Lepidosauria, Squamata, Eublepharidae. The transcript has 14 exons. The record is from RefSeq and is a predicted model, not a curated record. The coding region runs from base 44 to 1213 and encodes 389 amino acids. Gene Ontology annotation, biological process: protein demethylation. Gene Ontology annotation, molecular function: protein methylesterase activity.
UCCUGCCCGCCCCUCCGUCUCCGCCCGGACUGCGCCUCUCGCCAUGUCCGCUCUGGAGAAGCAGCUGCAGCUGGGCCGCCUCCCGCCCCGCCCGCCGGGCCCCGCGGGGGUCAGCGGCCAGGCCUUGCCCAAGAUGCGCAUGGGGCCUGGGCGGAAGCGUGACUAUUCUCCUGUCCCCUGGAGCCAGUACUUCGAGUCAAUGGAAGACGUGGUGGUGGAGAGCGAGUCCGGCAAGGAUACUUUUCGAAUUUACAAGAGUGGAUCUGAAGGCCCCGUCCUGCUCCUACUACACGGUGGAGGCCAUUCUGCUCUUUCCUGGGCUGUGUUCACUUCCGCCAUCAUAAACCGGAUUCAGUGCAGGAUCGUGGCUCUGGACCUGAGGGGACACGGCGAGACGAAAGUUAGGAAUCCGGAAGACCUGUCUGCAGAAACCAUGUCCAAGGAUAUCGGGAAUGUGGUAGAAGCGAUGUACGGAGACCUCUCUCCCCCCAUCAUGCUGAUCGGACACAGCAUGGGAGGCGCCAUUGCUGUGCACACGGCAGCAUCCAAUGCGGUGCCCAGUUUGUUGGGCUUGUGUAUGAUCGAUGUAGUGGAAGGUACCGCCAUGGACGCCCUGAACAGCAUGCAGAAUUUCCUUCGGAGUCGCCCCAAGACGUUUAAGUCUCUCGAGAAUGCCAUCGAGUGGAGUGUGAAAAGUGGACAGAUACGAAAUCUGGAAUCUGCCCGAGUUUCAAUGGUUGGCCAAGUCAAAGAGUGUGAAAGCGAUGCGAGCCCGGGAGGCCCCAAAGCCAUAGUGGAGGGGAUUAUAGAAGAGGAGGAGGAGGAGGAAGAUGAAAAUGAUGAGGGAGAAUCUGUGAACAAAAGGAAGAAAGACGACGACGCGGAGACCAAGAAAGAGCCAGUAUACACGUGGCGGAUCGAGCUGGCCAGGACGGAGAAGUACUGGGAUGGCUGGUUCCGGGGCCUCUCCAACCUCUUUCUCAACUGCCCUGUUCCCAAGCUGCUACUCCUGGCUGGUGUUGACCGGCUGGAUAAAGAUCUAACCAUUGGCCAAAUGCAAGGAAAAUUCCAGAUGCAGGUCCUUCCUCAGUGCGGCCACGCGGUUCACGAAGACGCUCCUGACAAAGUUGCAGAGGCAGUUGCCACCUUCUUGAUCCGUCACAGGUUUACAGAACCCAUCGGUGGAUUCCAGUGUGUCUUUCCCGCUUGUUAAUAUCCCGACAUCCUCCGGCACCAGCUCCCGUUGUAAAUAAAACUGCACCAGAGGCCACUGUGGCGUAUUCUGUAUCCUUCUCAUCUCCCCAGUUUGGCAACAACUCAUUGGCUCACGACUCCACCCCAAGAAUUUGGUCAGCGGCUAGGUCUCCCCUUUCUCCUCGUUGUCCACAGGCAGCUCCCCCUUGAAACAGUCAGGUUCCAUCUGUUACUUGGCCGGGGAACUCUCUUCCCUCAGUCCAAGGAAGCCAUCUUGGAAUUUUGCGGUCGAUCUUUGUGAAUUCACCGAUGUCCACCAGUCACUGUGUUGAGUCCCUCCAGAACUGUCUUCACACCCAUAUCUGAAAAUGCUGUGGCUUGGAAGAUCAUAUCCAAGGUCCCCUUCCUCCACUGUCUCUCAUGUUCUUACCCAGUAGGGGUGAUGCUGCCAUCUUGGAGAACCUGACGUCUGCCCGGUCAAUGGUUUUUCCAAGCCUUUAGGUAUUUGGAAGUUCAGCUUAGACAACUUUUCUCCUAUAGGUAGUAGGCGAAUGCAUUUGCGCAGAUCUACUGUACUGUGUGAUUCAUUGCAUGGAACACAUCUCACCAGCUUGCAUGUUGUGCCCUGCAGGGUGCGGGUCAAUCCCCCAGUUUCAGUAGUACCAGUCAGCCAAAACUGGUACACAUAGUCCCCAUUUGGGCUUACCCCUAGCUGAUGGGGUAAGUUGGACUUGGUGAUUGUUUGAGAACAUCUCCAUUAGGGGAUGCCAGAGAAGUACACCAGGUUGAGCAUAAAAUCCAAGGGGUGGGAUUUUGCAGCCAAAGAUUCAAGAGCCUUCCAGGUGUACUGUGUUUUUUUUCAAACCUUCCUUAGGCUGUGGAAUUUAGUUCUUCCCACUUAAACCGCAUGGAACUGGUAGGAAGGAAGACCUUGGAGAGGGGGGUGGAGUCGCAUUGAGGGUGGGGGGCCAAGGAAGACAGCAGGCCUUGGAUCUUCCUUGUGCUUCAGGGCCCCAGAUCAGCAGCGAGGCACUCUCAGCCGAAUCUUUCCUUCCUGCAUCGUGGAAAAACCUUAAAAGCAAGCCCUGCUUUAAGUGUCUGUUCUCCAGUUUAGCAGUUCUUGUGGGAAACACUGAUAAACUGGGAGAUGCCUUUUCCUUUUGGACUCUUUCCCUCUAACCACCACUCACACACACUUGGAACACACCUUGAGCCAUUUGCAAUAACCAGAUGCCAAAAAAAAAAAAGGAAUUCAUUCAGUGUCAAGUUGGAAACUGUGACUUGCAAUAGAGGCUGCUAAGAGAACCUAGACAGCUCCGGGCUGGCUCGGAUCUUUCUCCUGAAUUUUGGUGGCGGCGUAAAUAUCCUCUGAGGAGACCCUUAAAGAGUAGAGUCAGCAAGUUCGGGCCAUGCAAGCUCCGUCGCACGGCCUCCUGUUUGUCCCAGCAGAGGUUGUACAAGAGAGCUUCCCGAUGUCCACGAAGUGAGCAGCUUUUGCCAUAUGGAGAUGGAGUGGAUCACCGGAUCUACCCAGGCUUAGGAAAGCUGCUGCUAUCUGACAAGGCCCACAAGCUGAACCAGGCUUUCCUGUCCUCCUCGUAGCUGAGUCCCUGAAAUUUUAGUUGGGGGAGGCCAGCAGGGGACCCUUAUAAACCAGCAUAGGGGGCAAACUGGGUGUCUGCAGCAGGUGGGGCAGUCAGGAUGCGCGGACACACUCCCUGGAUGGAAGUUCCCUGCUGUUGUCAGACACAGACUGUAGGAUACAAGCCGCUACCUUUCUCACAGUCUGAGCGGUUCGGGAUAUUUCCUAUAGUCAAGUACGCAGAGGUCUGAGAAUCCGUGCAGAGUUUUGCAUUGAAGGUUUCUACGCGAGCGAAUGCAUUCAAGCCUUUACUGCAUCCAUCAUCUCCCGGGUGGGUGGCCAAGCGUCGUCCGUCGGCUCUGCGUGAUCCCCGAGAGCCGGGUAUCUUUUCUGUGCCAUUCCAGCUUGGAAGCCCCCUGCUUUCCCAUCAUGCUGGUGGUGAGAGGGAAGCCAGUGCCUAGGGUCUCCAUUGGCCUUCACAUCCCAGAAGAUGCUGCUUUGACCUCGUGCUGGAACGCUGGACGUGGUGUAAAUCAGGAUCGGGGAGUGGGGUGCAUCUUUCAGCAAGAUGCUUCCCCCCCCCCCUUAUUAGCUGUGGCUUCUGGUGGCAGCAGCAAGAUCCGGAGCGAGGGCAGCAGGGAGGGACUUUCUUGUCCUCUUCGCAUCACCUUGCCCCGGGGCAGCUCAAUCCCUGCUCUAGUCAGAACAGUGGAAGGGGAACUGGGACAGCAUCUUCCUCCUCACAGGUCUUGAGAAUGCUUAGGAGUUUGGUGCGCUUCUUUGUGCAACCGAGUUCUGUUUUGCUGCCUUGGACCAAGCCCUCUUUGUGGGGGGGGGGCAGGGGGAGGGAGAGGGAGGAACAUAUGACUGCAAAUUUUGUUGCUAAUGAUUUUUUAAAACUAGGUUCAGUUCCCCUUUCGACCGCAGGAGUUUCCCUUUUUCCUCCCCUUGAUGUGUGUAUGUAUAUAUGUAGUGAUGCCCUUUUACGUUCUGCACCCCACCCAUCCACCCUCGGCCGCCUUUGGGAGUUGGUGCCCCAGGGACAAUCCAUCAUUCACACAGCACAAGCCAACAGUCCCUCCCUCCCCUGUGUUGAGCUCCUGGGUGGGGGGCCUUUGCCGCUUUGCGGGGCUGCACACGUUGCCUCCGUUUCCUGCUGAGCCCGACUUCGGCCUAAUGCCCCCCUCGCCUGCCACCCUCGCAGGGAGCCGUGCCUCAGACUGGUUCCUUCAAGAGCAGAUUCCCUGUUACUCUAAACCCCUUAAGGGAUUUCACAUGUUCAGUUUUCUGUUUUCACUUAUUGUACUGUUGGCUUCUGGGGAGGGGGGGGAUUUUUUUUUGUUACCCACUGCUAACGACGACCCUUGUUUUAUGAAAAUAAAUAUUUCGCUACCUGC